GAAAAAAAAUCAUACGAAACAGCAGAUAGAAAAAAUUCAGAAUGGUAUAGCACCACCUUACUUUAAUAUGAAAGGUAUUUUCAAUGUAUAUAAACGAGAUCAUCUAUACUUGGAUAUUUGUGCAAGAGGAUACCCGGAGCCAAAAUAUAAUUUAACAUACGUAAAGAAUCACCGGGAAAUCUCUCUAGAGGACAUGAAUGAUUUUGAUGGAAUGAUCACCUCGAGAAUUCCAUUAACUGUGCUAAAAGUGCCAACAGCUCUUUCCUUAGUUGCGUGUAAUACAAAUGGCUGCAUUAAUGAUACCAUUCACUCUAUUCAUGUAACUGGAAACCGUAUUGUACUGGAACAAACUCCUGGUCAAGCGAUACACCUAUGCUGUGAAAAUGAACUCCGUUCGGCCUGGAAUGUAACAUGGUUCUUUAAUACCUCAAGAGAAACGAGAAUUUCAGAGGUGACACAACUUCCAUCUGGAUUUUAUUCUAACUAUAAAAUACCUAAAAUCAGCUAUCUAGAUGAAGGCUUUUACGAAUGCCGAACGGUCCAGAAUUCAAAAUGGAUCACUAUCGGCGAUUUUCACUUGAAAAUAAAGGAUGACGCUACACCGGCCACACUCGCCGCUGAACAUGACCCAAGUUCUACCUACCAGAUUACCAACAAUGAUGACAUGAUAAUGAAGAUAUUAAUCACCGCGCUAGGAAUGAUAUUGAUAAUUGCAGUAAUAUGUGGCAUACUUUUUUUCUGCAAAUACAAAAAAGAAAUGAAACAGAAAGAUACCGAAAUCGCAGAAAUGACACAAUUGGUGAAAAAGAUUGUAGUACAGAAACAAAUCAACAUCGAUGACAAUUUUCCCGAUGUUUUGAAUAUGCCUGUCGUUUCAAUUGAACGUUUGAAAUGUGGUAUAGUGAAAAACGGCAUGGUUUCGGUAGGCGAAUAUGAAAUGUCAUUAGACGAACAUUGGGAAUAUCCUCGACAAAAUUUACGCUUGGGGGAAACUUUGGGUGAAGGUGAAUUUGGGAAAGUAGUGCAAGCCGAGGCAAAGGAUAUUUGGGAACAUGGAAAUGACCUUGUAACAGUGGCAGUGAAAAUGCUCAAGGAUGAUCACAUGGACUCAGACAUGAUAGACUUGGUAUCUGAAAUGGAAUUGAUGAAAUUACUCGGGAGUCACCAGAACAUCCUUCGACUUCUCGGCUGCUGCAGCCAAGGAGGACCAUUGCUUGUAAUUACAGAAUAUGCUCGAAAUGGAAACCUCAAGAAUUUUCUUCGAAAACAUCAUCACCAUUCCAUCAAAAUAGAAGAAAGUACUCUCUUGACUUAUGCUCGUCAAAUUGCGCAAGGAAUGGUUCAUCUGUCUUCAAUAAAAUGUAUUCAUCGAGAUUUGGCUGCUCGAAAUAUCCUUGUAACAGCUCAGUGCACGAUGAAAAUUGCUGAUUUUGGCCUCGCCCGAGAUGUGAGACAUACCGAAUACUACAAGAAGACAUCAAACGGUCGACUACCCAUAAAGUGGAUGGCACCAGAAGGCUUAUUUCAUAACAAAUACACAAUGCAAUCUGACGUCUGGUCUUUCGGCAUAUUGCUUUGGGAGAUAAUAACGCUGGGUGAUGAUCCGUAUCAUUCAAUAGAUUCUCUUGCUGGGCUACGUAACGCUUUAAAGCAAAAUUAUCGAAUGGAAAAGCCCGCAAAUGCAUCUACAAACAUAUACAAACUGAUGAUGGAUUGCUGGAGUUUCUGGCCUGAGGAUCGUCCAAAUUUCUCGUCAAUAGUAGAACGCCUAAAAGAAUUAUUGAUUGAUGCAAGGCCCAAGGUAGUCGAUGGGUUAUACCAUUCAGAAAAUUCUGAUGAAUUCGACUCGCAAAGUGUUAUUUCUACAACGGAAUCCAGUGAAGACGAAAAUGAAAUUAGAAAACCUAUUUUGAAAUGAUCAAUUUGAUAUAGGUACCUAGAAAAUAUUUUGUCGGUAUUGUUUCUAUUCUCUAGGUAAGAUAAAAAAUUAUUUGUUUGACCGUAAGGUGGCGCCAUACAAUAGGUAUAUCUAAUUUAGUAUUUAGUACGUAUAUAAGUACAUGUUAUGUAAUUUCAUUUAUUUUCUUGCAUUUUUACUGAAUAUGAAACGUUGGUACGUUUGUUGAUAUGUAGCAACUUAAGAAUAUUAUCAUUCAAUUUUAUGAAACCACUACAA
Planococcus citri (citrus mealybug) is the source of this 2176-nucleotide messenger RNA. RefSeq names its product fibroblast growth factor receptor 2-like. Gene Ontology annotation, cellular component: plasma membrane; signaling receptor complex. Lineage: Eukaryota; Metazoa; Arthropoda; Insecta; Hemiptera; Pseudococcidae. Gene Ontology annotation, molecular function: transmembrane receptor protein tyrosine kinase activity; ATP binding. The transcript has 13 exons. Bases 68 to 1918 code for a protein of 616 amino acids. Gene Ontology annotation, biological process: multicellular organism development; positive regulation of kinase activity; cell surface receptor protein tyrosine kinase signaling pathway. The record is from RefSeq and is a predicted model, not a curated record.